AUGCGUGAUCUGCAUUUCCCGAGGGACUACUACGACGAGAAUGCCACAUUCCCACCCGGCGACCCGGAGAACCCACGCAACUGGCCAGCAUGGCGCAAGUGGCUGACCGUCGCGGCCAUCAUACCCGUCGACCUGUCCGUCUCGUGGGGUGCGUCGGGCUUCUCUCCGGCGAUGCACAGCUUCCGCGAGCACUUUUCGAUCUCGACGACCGUGGCGACGCUGGGCCUGUCGCUGUAUAUCCUCGGCCUCGCGUUUGGGCCAAUGUCCCUCGCGCCCCUGAGCGAGUUCUUUGGCCGCAGCAUCGUGUAUAAUGCGUCCUACGCCGUGUUCCUCGUGCUGUUGGCUGUCACGGCGCUGGUGGACAAUCUGGUCGCGUUUAUGGUUCUGCGGUUCCUAAGCGGGCUAUUUGCCUGCGUGACUGUGGCAAACUUUGGCGGGACGAUCGCCGACCUCUGGCCGCAUUACGAGACCGGCGUCGCCAUGUCUCUGUACCUAUGGGCCGCGACCUGCGGCAGCCCAUCAGGCUUCCUGAUCAUGUCCCUCGUGGCCGAGGGCCGGCGCUGGCAGGACGUCUUCUGGGCACUGUUCACCAUCUGCAGCGUGUUCUGGAUCAUCAUGCUCCUUGCCGUCCGGGAGACGAGGCACACAACCAUCCUCAAACGCCGGCGGCGCAGCCUGGCGAGAAGCCACAGAACCGUGAGGGAGCUCUUCCAAAUCGCGCUGGCCCGGCCGUUCCGUUUUCUCGCCACGGAGGCCAUAGUCAUUUUCGCGGCGCUGUAUCAUGGCUACCUCUUUGGCCUGAGCUUCCUCUUCAACGGCAUCUUUAUGCUCGUCUUUGGCCAUGAGGGCCACGGCUUCAGCAUCCCGGGCGUCGGCUUCGCGUUCCUCGGCCUGGUCACGGGCAUCUCGGCCGGCGUCUUGACCAACACCUGGCAGGAGAGGCGGUAUCUCAGGGCCGUCGGAGAGGCGGGAGGCGCCAACAUCCCCGAGGCGAGGGUGCAUCUGGCCAAGACGGCCGCCGUUUUAUUCCCCGUGUCCAUGUUCUGCUUCGCCUGGACGACGUUUACAUGGAUCCCGCCCAUCGUGCCGAUCUUGGUCUCCGGCGUCUGGGGGUGGUGCUUCUACACCAUGAUCCUCAUGACGGUCGUAUACAUAGGCGACUCGUACGGGGUCUAUUCUGCCUCUGCACUGGCGGGCACCGCGCUCAUCCGCAACAUUGCCGGCGCGGCGUUCCCGCUGUUUGGCCACCACCUCAUGAAGCAGCUCGGGUUCCAGUGGGGGGCGACGCUGCUGGCGGUCCUGGGGGUGCCCCUGGUCCCGAUCCCGUUUGUGCUGGCCCGGUACGGCCCCGCGAUCCGCAGGCGCAGCCCGUGGGCAAGCCAGCACAUGGACACGAUGGAUGUGGACGGGGAGUAGUAGGAGAAGACGCAAACGCAACAGGUUGCAAACACGAGUUAUGCUGGAUUGUCACACCGAGCCGAGCCCAGUGGUGUGGCAGGAUCCACCCUGAUAAGCUGGCGAAACCUUGGAAACGGUUUUGGCGCACGCCACGGGCCAGGCACUGCCUCGAGCGGAUCAGCCUGCCUUAUCUCUGGGCUCCUGCGGCAGGGACGGGGACAAGCAAGUGACGUGACACGGACGCACACCGAC
Molecule: messenger RNA, 1650 nt
Organism: Microdochium trichocladiopsis
Lineage: Eukaryota; Fungi; Ascomycota; Sordariomycetes; Xylariales; Microdochiaceae
Product: major facilitator superfamily domain-containing protein
Exons: 5
Coding region: 1-1416 (471 amino acids)
Biological process (GO): transmembrane transport
Molecular function (GO): transmembrane transporter activity
Source: RefSeq, a predicted model, not a curated record